Molecule: messenger RNA, 4592 nt
Organism: Acanthopagrus latus (yellowfin seabream)
Lineage: Eukaryota; Metazoa; Chordata; Actinopteri; Spariformes; Sparidae
Product: protein-glutamine gamma-glutamyltransferase 5-like
Exons: 16
Coding region: 1633-3594 (653 amino acids)
Biological process (GO): peptide cross-linking
Molecular function (GO): protein-glutamine gamma-glutamyltransferase activity
Source: RefSeq, a predicted model, not a curated record
AGUUCAGUGUCAGGACCAGGAUUUAAACACACUGAUUUAAAACGUUCCAAAAUUAACUAAUACUGCUGACAAAAUGUGAAGACAUGAUUGUUUGGCUGUUUGUUAUUGACGUCUAUGUCCUGUGUUGCAGAGAUAUCUGCUGAAGUCAGUCUCAGCUAAGUCAGCUAAUAGGAGCACUAGCUGCAUGGCCGAUUUGGCAAAGUAACUAACAGCAGCCGCAGUUAGCAGCAGUUAGCAGCAGUUAGCAGCAGUUAGCGGUUUUUUGGAGUGUGAAUUCAGCACCGGGCUGGUUCUCACAUAUUGCACCUCUGAGCCUGGUUGGUUGUAUUUGAAAGGUCCAGGUAUUUUCAGAGCAGUGUACCACAUUUGUGUUGGUGCAAGAUGUCAUUUUUACUGUUCAUGUUGACCAGGCGUUCACUACAUAGAAUCCAACAGGGAUUAAAGUCUUAUCUCACACACAGGUCAUAGACAGAAGGUUGCAGUUGUGGCAGACACUAAUUACGGAGGACGCUUUGUUACACUGACCCAUCUGGAAAGGAGGCGGACACUUUUAAAAAAAAAAAAAAAUCUUGGCAGGUGAUUGGGCAAAAGUAUGGAAGAGUUUUAGGGCCAUGGAUGAGGAAAUGAAAAUUAGAGGAGGAGGCUUUUUUUGUCCCACUAUGCACUUCAAGAAUAAAGUCAAAAUGUGGAGAGUGAAGUCAACUCUUCUGGACCCUCAAAUCCAGUUAGGGGAGCAUCCGGUCCCUGCCAUCACCACAGCCUUUCAAUUUCAGCUUGCACGUAUGCGGCCACCUCCUCCGUGACUGUGUGGCUUUUCAUUCUGAACAGGCAAAAGUUUUCGGCAAAGUCCUAAUACUGCACUGCACUGCAGACAACUGCACUGGGCAUUCUGUUGAGGCAGUCAUAUGCGCCAUCUCUCAAAAGGUCGACUUUAAUCUUGACAAUGUCAACUUUAUUUUUAGACAUUUCGACUUUUUUCUUGACGUGCAUAAUGAAAAUAUAAAACAACUUCCUCCUGAAAACGUCUUUCUCACCCAUGGCCCUAAUACUCCUCCUCUUAUCUGUCACUGGCUAAAUUCAAUCAAUCAGGUCCCGUUAUCGUAAUAAAUGUGUUUUGACUGAUCGACCCACAGAGGGCGCUGUAGAGCUGCCUCAUCACUCAACUCAACUUGUGCUUGUGGAUGCGCACCCUGCUACAACACUGCUGUGGGCAUGUAGUGGAUGAGUCCUCCGUCAGCACUUUUAUGAAUGGGAUCAUUUCUUCAGAAAGUCACUACACCCGAAGAUGCUGUAGAACUAGAUGCGUUUUCACUUUUCCAGUGAAAGGUGUGUCAUUACAGGCAUCAGUUAUCAUCAUCGUUGUUUCCUCAUAGACAAGUCACGACAAAACUUUGAUUAACCGCCGGACAUGUGGACAUUUUACCAACAAAUCCAGGCACCGACACGGACCACUGCCAACUGAAGCUGGUGAACUUUGAGGCUCAUGACAACCACGCUGCCCAUAAAACAGAGGGGCUCAGCAAAAAGCACCUGGUGGUGCGACGAGGGAGCCCGUUUAAAAUCCAGCUGCUGUUUGGCCAGGGGUGGAACCCUCACGCUCAGGUCGUCCUCCUGGAGGUUUGGCUAGGCGACAUGUCCGAGAAGUUUCAAGCCCACUUCUCUGAGGAUCAGUUCGACCCAGAGAAAUGGUCGGCCAGAGUCUUCUCUGGCGACGUGACUCUUCAGUCGGUCACCAUCCACAUCCGCUCCCCUGUUCUGUCCUCGGUGGGUGUCUAUCACCUCCAGCUCCACAUGAUGACCCCAAGUAGCAGAAUUAGCUACGCCGUGGGAUCCUUCGUGCUGCUCUGCAACCCUUGGCUGAGAGGUGAUCCUGUGUACAUGCCACUGGAUGCCCAAAUACAGGAGUACAUCACGAGUGAUUAUGGGGUGCUGUUUAUGGGGAGCCACUCCAAUGUCAGUAUGCGCCCCUGGUCGUUUGGUCAGUAUGAGCCUGGGGUCCUGGAAGCAUGUCUGCAGCUCCUACAGGUCAGCCCACAGCACCUCAGUGACAAGAACAGGGACUACUUCCGACGAGCAGACCCUGUCUACCUCAGCCGGGUGAUCUGUGCCAUGGUAAACUGUAACGAUGACCUGGGCAUAUUGAUGGGCAAGUGGUCGGGCAGCUACACGGAUGGUGUCAGGCCUACGGACUGGAGCGGCAGCGCAGACAUCCUUCACCGCUGGGUCUCGUCCGACUGCAACCCGGUGCGCUACGGCCAGUGCUGGGUCUUUGCAUCUGUCCUCUGCACAGUGAUGAGAGUGCUGGGGAUUCCCUCCAGGGUGGUGACAGUUUUUAACGCAGCCCACGACACUGACAGCAACACGACAGUUGAGGAAUAUUACUCCAGCACAGGAGAGAAGCUCAACAUUUCAAAGGACAGCAUUUGGAACUUCCAUGUGUGGGUGGAGUGCUGGAUGAGGAGACCAGACCUCGGUCCGGAGUUUGAUGGCUGGCAGGUGGUGGAUCCGACCCCCCAGGAGAGGAGUGGAGGGAUAUUCCGCUGCGGCCCUUGUCCCGUGGUCGCCGUUCAGCAACACUGCUUCAGCGCCCCUUACGACACUCCAUUCAUCUACGCCUCUGUCGAUGCCGACGUUGUCCGGCUGAUUCUGCGCAAUGGCCAGGUGGUGGGGAGGACGGUGGACACUGAGGGGGUUGGACAGCUCAUCUACACCAAGAGCAUCGGCUCAGACAAACCACAGAACCUGGCACAGACUUACAAGAGCAAGAAAAGGCCGCAGCCGUCAGACUCCCCUACAGUCUUGCUGAUGAUGGCACCGUCACAAAGUUUGAGGAUGAGUGGGGUACUCCCCGAGCCCGAGCCAUGUUCGUGGUCCUGUCCGGUGAGUGGACCAGCUUAUCUGCCAGCUGUGUCUCAUGAGGAAGCCUCGUCCGAUUUGGAGGUGUCCCUAAACACAGACGGGGAGCCGACGGUGGGUGAGGAUAUUGCCAUUUGUGUGACGGUCACAAACCGGUCGGGCAGCCCGAGGGACCUGAGGGUGCACCUGGACGCUCAGCUCAAGGACUACAACAGCGGCGCGCAGCAGAGCUUCUGGAAAGAGCAGAAGGAAGUGCACAUACAGCCGGAUGAUGUUUUGAAGCUGCGCCACACCAUCCCUUCCUCUGAGCAUGAGUCGGUCCUGGCUGGCGAUGACGUGGUGAACGUGGCAGUGGUCGUGAAGGACGUGAGGACCAAAGCAAGAGUCCUGGAUGCGCAGGAGUUCAGCAUGAGCUCACCGCAGAUCACCGUAGAGAUUGAAGGAGGGGACAGCAUCGAGAUGAGGAAGGAGUACACAGCCCAGGUGUCCUUCACCAACACCUUUCACAAAACUCUGAGCGGAGCUGUGUUGACGGUCGAGGGAUUCGGCUUGUUGCAGGACAAACAGGAGGCCAGACUGACUCUCAUGCAGCCAGGCGACAAAAUAGAGAAGAAUGUGUCCAUCACGGCCACUUCACCUGGCACCAAAGUGCUGAUAGCCACUUUCUCACACAGAAACAGCCCCAGCGUCGUUUCCAGGUGCUUCCACAAAGUGUCCAUAACCAGGGAAUGGCACUGAAAAGUUCACCGUGCCAACAAGCCUCAGCAACAAGACGCUGCAAAAGCACACACUCAUUUUGUUACACUCUGACAUGUCAUCUGUCUGCUUCCUUUAUCCUUACAAUAUUGUAUUUGGAUUUUUUUUCCCCCCCUAACACUCAGGAAAGUUGAUAUAGUGAAAUUCGUUGUGUAUAUAAUAAUACAGUGUUUCUGUAUUUGACCAAAUCUGAGUAUAAACAGAUUUAAUGUAUUACUAUACAUGCACAAAAACAUACGGUAUAUGAAUAGUGUCAGUGGGGAGGUAAUGCAUACCUACGUACAUACGAAACACACUGCACAAUAAAAGCUGUAAUGCAAAACAACAUGUGGAACGGCGUCAUCGGCCAAAAUGGUGGAACUCAGCGCUGCAUCGUGGGUGGGUGAUAAGUAAUGUAGUAGGCCACCUCCUCCGUUCAAAUACGCUCGUUCCAGUGUGACAUAGAUGGAUUCUUUUACUCCUGUUUCAAACCAUCUGCCAGAGAAAACCGUCCUUACUGACUCUGUAAGGACACUCCCACACAUAGCUUAAAAGCCUGCAACGCCCCUCCAGUUAGUUAGAACCGAAGAAGGAUGAGAGGUGAAGUGCCCUCAAGAAACUGAACCAAGUCCAGUUGCCUAUGAUACGGCAUUUAUGAAUACACUCCCCGUAAUGUAAUGGCGUGGCUCCCUGCCCAGUACAUGGCUUGUCUUUCAAACUCUCUGUCUGCAACACAAAUGAUGCCAUAUGAGGAUUUUGCUCUGAUUAUUUUGUGACUUGUUUUUGACGUGCUAGAAAUUGGUAGAUUGUCCCUUUACAGCUGAGGACGGACAGUGCUGCGUUGCUGUAGCUCAGUAAUACCACUAGGUGGCAGCAAGUAUCUACCUGUAUGUCUUACGUUUUUCUUCUGAAAAUCACUGAGAUUAUCAUGAUCAAGAAAAUACAAAAAUUCUGUUCCUUCUGCACUUUUGAUGACUUCUGUUCUGUGAUUAAAAUGUGUU